AUGUCUCUCUUUGUUCUUGCCGAGACGCCUGCAGGCUACGGCCUGUUGAAGGCGACCGACAAGAAGAUGCUCAAGAAUGCCGAUCUCGCGGCUGAGCUGGGAAAGCCUGAGCGCCUCGUUGAGAUGCUCAAGCUCAAGAAAUUUGUCAAGUUCGACAGCGCCGCCAUGGCCCUGGAAGAGGCUGCCGCCCUUAGCCAAGGCCAGAUUCCUCCUCUCCUCAGCUCUCUGCUGGAGGAUCUCCAGGCCGAGAAGAAGGCCUCCUUGGCUGUUGCCGACCUCAAGCUGGGCACUGCCAUCUCCAACCUGCCCAAGCUCAACGUUUCUCCGGUCGCUGGCACCGAGACAAUGGACCUUUUCCGAGCCGUUCGAGAACACGUUUCGUCUCUUAUCCCUGGCCUCGACCAGGACGUCAUUGACCGCAUGACCCUUGGUCUUUCGCACUCAAUGUCUCGCCACAAGCUCAAGUUCUCUCCUGAUAAGGUUGAUUCGAUGAUCAUCCAGGCCAUCAAGAUGCUCGAUGAUAUUGACAAGGAACUCAAUGUCUACGCCAUGAGAACAAAGGAGUGGUACGGAUGGCACUUCCCCGAGAUGGCCAAGACCCUCAAUGACAACCUGGCCUACGCCCGUGUCGUUCGACACGUUGGCAUGCGCGACAACUUCAAGGAUGCUGAUCUUUCCGAGAUCCUCCCCGAAGAUGUCGAGGUUGCUUUGAAGGCAUCUGCCGAGCUCAGCAUGGGUGUCGAGAUUACCGAGGAGGAUUUGCAAAACGCCAUUGACCUCGCGGACCAGGUUAUUAAGUUUACCGAGUACCGAGCUCAACUCACGUCUUAUCUGGAAAGCCGAAUGCGCGCCAUUGCCCCCAACCUGACUGCCCUGGUCGGCUACUUGGUUGGUGCCCGGCUCAUUUCUCACGCCGGUUCCGUCCUCAGCCUGGCCAAGGCCCCUGGUUCCACCAUCCAGAUUCUCGGUGCCGAGAAGGCUCUUUUCCGAGCUCUCAAGACCAAGAAGGACACCCCCAAGUACGGUAUCAUGUACCACUCUUCUCUCGUUGGCCAAGCUACUGGCAAGAACAAGGGCAAGAUUGCUCGUAUGCUGGCUGCCAAGGUCGCCCUUGGUCUCCGUGUCGAUGCUCUUGGCGACGAGGACGAGGAGGAUGAGGAGCAGCGAGCUAUCCUUGGCCUCACCAACCGUAUCAAGCUUGAGAACUACCUUCGCCGUCUUGAGGGCAAGACUCCUCUGCCCAAGGGCACCAACGUGACUCCUUCCGGAGAAAUCGUUGCUGCCGGACAGUUCACUCUCAAGGACAACAGCAGAUAUGGCGCCGAUGCCGAUGGUGUUGUCGACCACGUCAUGGGUGACGCGGACGAUGAGCCCGCUCCCAAGAGCAAGAAGUCAAAGACCAAGAAGCCCACCAUCGAGGUCGUCGAGGAAAAUGACGUCGAUAUGGAAGACGCCCCCGAGGACUCCGAUGAUGAGGACUCCGAUGCCCCCGCCAAGUCAGUGAAGAAGCUCUCGAGCGCAGAGUACGAGCGCCUGGCCGAGCUCUCUGGCCUCUCCGUCAAGAAGUUCAAGCGAAAGUACGAGCGCGGCGACGUCCAGCUCAACGAGGAUGGCACCCCCAAGGUCUUCAGCAAGAAGGAGCUGAAGAAGCUCCGCAAGGCCGAGGAGGCUGCCCCCGCCGAGGCCACACCCGAGAAGAAGAAGAAGAGAAAGGCCGACGAGGGCGAGUCCGAGUCGAAGAAGGAGAAGAAGCAGAAGAAGAAGAGUGCCGCUUAG
This is a messenger RNA of Trichoderma breve, 1776 nucleotides long. RefSeq names its product snoRNA binding domain, fibrillarin domain-containing protein. Gene Ontology annotation, cellular component: box C/D methylation guide snoRNP complex; small-subunit processome. The transcript is spliced from 3 exons. The record is from RefSeq and is a predicted model, not a curated record. Bases 1 to 1776 code for a protein of 591 amino acids. Gene Ontology annotation, molecular function: snoRNA binding. NCBI's taxonomy places the organism in Eukaryota, Fungi, Ascomycota, Sordariomycetes, Hypocreales, Hypocreaceae.